AUGAAAAUUCAACCAUCUCAGUACAUGUGGAAUGGAUUUAAGGACAAGCUCCAUUUUUAUCUUCUUCUUGGAAUAGUGCCGCUAGCCCUCAUCACCACCUAUGCCAACGUUUUCAUUGGCCAGGCAACUUUGACGGAAAUUCCAGAGGGAUACACUCCUCAUUAUUGGGAGUACUACAAGUCUCCUAUUACUCGAUUUCUUGCGAAAUACUUUCUGUACGACAAGUCGCUUGACUAUGAAACUCAUGUUGCCAGAGUAACUGAAGAUUCGGAAAUCAUAAUUUUGAGAAAGAUUGAGCGCGAACUUAAGGCAAUGAUGGCUACAAAGUCUGACAACAAGGCCUGGUACUACAUGGCGCAGAACUUUGACGACGAGCGGUUUACCCAUGAGUGGGAGGCAACUGAGCCAUUCCGCUAUUUUGGAACUCCCGAGGCAGGCGAUCCGCCAGGCAAUCAAAUG
Molecule: messenger RNA, 459 nt
Organism: Rhagoletis zephyria (snowberry fruit fly)
Lineage: Eukaryota; Metazoa; Arthropoda; Insecta; Diptera; Tephritidae
Source: RefSeq, a predicted model, not a curated record